CCUAUGUUUCCCCUCCACCAGAAACCAAAGCUCCUAACCUUAAACGACAUAGCCGGAUGGUUGUUCCGAAAACCGCCUCUCUCUCUCUCUCUCUUCCUCUGCAUUACUUAGUAACAACGGCAAGAAGAAGAAGAAGAAGAAGAAAUCCCUCCUCAAGGACGUUCUCGCUAUACCCUUCUCUUUUCCGUUCAUAGUUUUCUCUGCAUAGGUCUCUCUUGUUCAUGGCGGUACCUGUUAGAACAUUGGCUGCCAUUUCGGUGGCGUGGCUCGUCCUCUUCCAAGUUGCUCUCAUCGCCGUCGACGCGGCUUUCGAUUACAAAAACGCUCUCUCCAAGUCCCUCAUAUUCCUAGAGGCUCAGAGAUCAGGAAAGCUCCCUCCAAAUCACAGGCCCUCCUGGAGAGGAGAUUCUGCGCUUGACGAUGGAAAAGAAGCAAAUGUGGACCUUGUUGGAGGGUAUUACGAUGCUGGCGACAACGUAAAGUUCGGACUGCCCAUGGCAUUUACGGUCACCACCCUCUCUUGGGCUGCUCUAUUUUAUCAGAAAGAGCUUCAAGCAGCUGGGGAAUUGGAGAAUGUUCGCUCCGCCAUCAAAUGGGGCACCGAUUAUUUCCUCAAGGCCAGUUCUAGGAAAAAUCGUUUAUAUGUGCAGGUCGGAGACCCAGUACCGGAUCACCAGUGUUGGGUAAGACCAGAAAAUAUGCAGACUGCUAGGACAGUCCUGAAGAUCGACGAGAGCACUCCAGGAACAGAAAUUGCCGCUGAAACUGCAGCCGCAAUGGCCGCUUCUUCCAUGGUCUUUAGACGCUUGGACCGUGCCUACGCUCGCCGCCUCCUCAAUAAAGCCAAACUGCUAUUCCAAUUCGCCAAGUCUCACAAAGGAAGUUUCGAUGGAGAGUGCCCCUUCUACUGCUCGUUCUCCGGCUACAAUGAUGAGCUUCUGUGGGCAGCAUCCUGGCUAUACAUGGCCACGAGGAGAAGUGUGUACCUCGACUACAUCAAGUAUGAGUCGAUCUCUUCUAGUGUCACUGAAUUUAGCUGGGACCUCAAGUAUGCCGGGGCACAGGUUCUUCUCUCAGAGCUGUACUUCCGAGGAGACCAGGCCUUAGAGAACUUCAAAACACAAGCUGACAGCUUUAUCUGCUCAAUCCUUCCUGAUAGCCCCUACCACCAGGUUUACCUCACCCCAGGAGGCAUGCUGUAUUUGAGGAGUGGGGCAAACACGCAAUAUGUGACCGGAACAUCGUUCUUGUUCGAUAUCUAUGCCGAUACGUUAGCCAAACACAACCAGAAAGUCGUCUGCGGAGACAAGCAGUUCGACUCCACGCACCUCCAGGCUUUCGCCAAGCGACAGAUGGAUUACCUACUUGGGAAUAACCCGCUAGGAAGAUCGUACAUGGUCGGCUUCGGCAACAACCCGCCGACCCAACCCCAUCACCGAGGCUCGUCCGUGCCCAUAUUAGCCCCCAACGAGGCGGUGAACUGCCCCAUGAGCUUCGUGAAAUGGUUUUCCCCGGACGUCCCCAACCCCAACGAGCUCACCGGCGCAAUCAUGGGCGGGCCCGACCGCAACGACCUCUUCGAGGACAAACGCUGGUUGUCCUCCAUGACUGAGCCUUGCACCUACGUCAAUUCCCUCGCCAUCGGCUCUCUCGCGAAGCUCGCCACGCGCCAUGCAUAGUCAAAGACAUGUACCAUAUACACAUUGGUUGAUUUGUUCAUGCACCAAAGUAUUCAUUGAUCCGGCCCCCAACAUGCAAAAAGGUCGAUGGCGGCGAAUUAUCGAAUGUAGAUUUUAUUCUUAUGUAACUUUGAAUAGCUAAUUGAUUGCGCCUUUGAAUUGGGGCGGUUUCAGUGGUGAUUAU
Molecule: messenger RNA, 1863 nt
Organism: Rhodamnia argentea
Lineage: Eukaryota; Viridiplantae; Streptophyta; Magnoliopsida; Myrtales; Myrtaceae
Product: endoglucanase 16
Exons: 8
Coding region: 222-1679 (485 amino acids)
Biological process (GO): carbohydrate metabolic process
Molecular function (GO): hydrolase activity, hydrolyzing O-glycosyl compounds
Source: RefSeq, a predicted model, not a curated record